GUAAAUUGUAAUUUUCCCCCUUGGAGUUGGCUUUAUCAGAUCAAGUUGUUGACCUAUCUUCUCGGAGCAAGUCUAACAUGAAACCGUACUUCAGUUUUUGUAAGGAUUGUUUCAUCAAAAACUUAAAAGAACAAAAGAACUGCAAGGCAAAGGAAUUAACAUGUGAGCCUAAAUGCCAAAAAUGCUCCAUAUUAUUCUAAAAUUUAAGUUGCCUCUUCAGAAAAAUUACUGAAACAGAGAUAAGAUCAUGAGAGAUUGACAUAAAAGUUAUAUAAUAAUUCUUGAACUAAGCAUUGUGGUUUCAGAGAAAUACUUCCAAUUCUUAAUGCUGACAUAGUCAGAAUAUGAAGACAUGUGGCUUUCACAUAUGUACAAAGAUUCUUUGAAAGAUCACCCUAUCCAAAAGAUUGCAGUAUCCAUCUGCUUGAAGCAUUUGCAUUCUCUAUUCUGAUAAUUGUGAACAAAAUCAUAAAUGCAUCCAACUUUGGGUUGAAAUACAUAAAUUUAACGUAUAUGCAAUAGCGUGAGGAUGAUUUAUCAGUCUUCAUAACCUCCGGUGGUGGUGGUGGGUUAAGAAAAUCGAUAUUGUUUUGAUGAAUCUGUUAACUUAGCUUAGAUCAAUCAAAACACGUAAUUAACAAUAUUAUGCUCAAGUAAACCUGAUUUAAAACCUAAGAAUCAAGCUUCCAAAUUAGUUUUACGCUCUGAUAUAAGAGAUCAAAUCAGAAUAUUUUCAUAUGAAUCAUAAGACUUUCGUGAGACUCAAAUUUCAGUUUUUCACUAAGAGAUUCGUAUAUCUAUAACCAAAAAGAAACAUGAAAUGAAAUUGAAAGAUCAGCCAGUGAGAUAACUUACCAUGUUCGCAAGCCAGUGAGAGAACUAACCAUGUUCGCAAGAAUCUCAAGAGACGGCAAAUAUAGCAGCGACGAAAACAAUUAAGCGGUGGGGGGUCUUGCCGGUUGAUUUCACGGUUUUGUUUGCCCUUGAAUAAUGUGAUUAUCUGGUUUUGGUGAAUUCAGCAUAAAAAUGAGGGAUUCGAAACAGCUGUGUGCCUUUUGAUUGCUUCGACUUGGAGAUUUAUAGUCGGAGCUUUUGUCAGCUAACAAGGGAGAUGAUGAGAUCAAUUGAAUGCUUCAGAGUGGGAAGAGUGGGUUAAUGACGUAAAAGUUCCAGUUUACGUAUUAACGAGAGCUGAAGACGUUACAGUGAUUAAGUUCUCUGGAAUUUACGGCUGCUAAACUAAGAAGAUCGAAAGAGAGAAGACGAUGAAACCUAAUAUUUUUUGGGCUUGCAUUUUUUUCUUAAAGUCCAUAUGCAAGUGAAAAGCAUUUUCGCUGGAUCUUCUUUUCUUAAUGACACGUGUCCAAAAACGCUCUAUUCUAUGUGGUGACGUGGACACAGAAGAAGGGAGAGAAGUCUCUUUUUGUUAUUAUAGAUUAGGGUGUACAUAAUUACAAACUCUGUUGAAGUCGUAAUUAACUGCGCCAGCUUUAAUAUAACAUGUAUUAAAUUAUUUAUAGUUUAAUAGACCAUAUUUUUAUUUUAAUUACAGACAUUAAUUUAAAAUCCCCAAAGUGAUUUGUAGGGUUGAACUGUCGUGAAAGUUCGUGAAAUAAAAGUCAAAAGAAAAAACCAAACAUUGAGAAAGAGAACUUUGGACGAAGUAACUCGUAACUUAGUUGCAAAAACAUGCAGACGAAGAAAGGGACGAAGAAGAAUCUGAUCCUGAAUUUGGUUUGAAGACGUCCAGUAUCCAGAUACACCGUUAAGUUCAGAUGAAGAGUGGAGCAAUGGAAAAAUAAAUAAAAAGGAGAAAAGGAAAAGAACAAUUUUCAUGGAGAUUUUGACAAAGAGCCUUACAUAUGUCUGUUUAAGAAGUUCAAUAGUGGAUUAGAGUUCAAGGAUCAGCUAAUACGUUACUCACUGAAUACUCAAUACGAUGUUAAAAUGGAAAAAUCAGAAGCAACAAGGAUAGCUGCUAUAUGUUGCAAGAGUGACUGCCCUUGGAAAAUAUAUUGUUCGAUUGAGCGACCAUUGAACAAGUGGAUGGUGAAAGUUUGUCACAAGAAGCAUAACCACAGAAAAUAAAGUUGAGUAUCAAUGUUGAAGCAAGGUGUGAUGCAAGGCUGUUUAGUGAAGAAAUUCGAAGAAAUAUUAAUUUACAGACUGCAGAGAUAGACAUGAUCAAGGAGCGUUAUAACAUUGUUGUGAAUAUUUCAAAUUGUUACAAAUUCAUACAAAUUGCUUUGGACACUGUCCUUAGGCUCAAACCAUUCAGUUUGGUAAGCUAUGGGACUAUGAGGCUGAGCUUAAACGAUCAAACAAAGGUAUCACCACUGAGAUUUGUACUGCUGACGUCAAUGGUGUACAACAGUUUGUUUGUUUCUACAUUUGUUGUGAGGAAUUUCGGAAGACUUAGCAGAAAUGUUACAGACGAGUAAUUGGUCUUGAUGGAUGCUUUUUGAAAUGGGAUUUGGGAGGUGAUUUGCUUGCAGCUGUAGGUAGAGAUGGAGAUAACAAGAUGUAUCUCAUUGCAUCGGCUGUUGUAAAACGUGAAAACAAGGUUACUUGGGGCUGGUUCGUUAGAAAACUCAAAUAGAUCUCAAGAAUAGAAAAUAAUCUUACUAUCAUUUCCGAUAUGCAUAAGUUUUUUUUUUUUUGAAUAUAUCAUAAGGUAUUUAUUAUAUUCUUAAUUUUCAUAGUAUUAUCAAUGCUAAUCGUAUAAUCUGAACUUGAGUUUGAUUAUUACAUAUCUGUUUACAGGGUAUUACCUAUGCCAUAGCUACUGAGCUUCCAGGAGGAUACAGAAACGUAAGAGGAAACCCUCUCAGGCCCGCUUCCCAAGGUGCGCUGCUCAGAUGGAUCUCUUCUGUCAUAGCUCCGCCGUGCCUUCCUCCUUCCUCUGAAGCAGCUCUGCUCUCUCUCCAUGGUCUUGAUGGUGACUGCUCCCCCAUCGUGUAUCAGGCCUCCUCCAGAUCCGCCCCCGUUACCGUGUAAGCCCCCUCCGCUUGAAGCUUGCUCUCUAAUCAUCUCUCCGGAACCUCCAGACUCUACAGCCGCCCUCAUUCGCCUCCUCGCUCCUCUACACAUCCUCGAACCUUCCGUCAGUUCUCUGGUUCCUGUGGUUGCAGUUACUCCUUUAAGUUUCUUUGCAAUGACCAAGGGUUUAACCAGAUCUGUUUUCGUAUCAUUUGGAGUGCGAGUUUCUACUACGUGUAGAUUUCAGUCCAGUCCCACUUUCCAGAUCGAGACAUGGUUUCUCUUUGUAGAAACCUCUCUUUGUUCAGAAGGUAUCUUCUCUGUUUCUUCUUGCAACAAGCCCUACAUGGAUGAGUAUUACCUUGUUUUAGGUAUUAGUUGUGUCAAGAUGAAUCAUUUACCUCUGAAUGAGGAUGUUGCCCUCUCUUUGAAUAUUCUCUUACCUCUGGUUAAGGAUGUUACAAGCUCUCUGCCUUUACCUCAGUAUGAGGAUCUGACUUUACCUCAGUAUGAGGAUGUUACUCUGUUUUAUCUCCUUUUAGUACCUCCGUAUGAGGUUCGUAUUAGGACCUUUGUCUUGUCGGCUCUUGUUUCUAUGGUUGCAGAGAUUGAUGCUUUUAGAAAUGGAGGUUUUGGAUGGUAUAUCCAUGGAAGCUCUUCUUGCAGGAUCGUGUGCUGGACUCUCAAAGCUUCAAGUAUUUUCAGACUCUAAUGUCUUCUUCUCUGCCCUGCAUUCAGGGAUGGGUUUGAAUGGGAUCGCAGGUUGUCUUCUUGACAUCACAAACCUUGCCACUCCCUUGCCUUCUCUGGCUGUUGCUUUUGCUAUGUAUGUGUUUUUCAGACUAUGUUUCACUUUUACUCUCUUUUGAGUUAUGAAUGAAAGAAACCCUUGACAAAAAAAGCUACUGAGCUUCCAAAAGCAGAACAUCGUAUGUGUGCAAGACAUAUAUACGCUAAUUGGAAAAGUCCUUUUCCC
Brassica rapa (field mustard) is the source of this 3955-nucleotide messenger RNA. RefSeq lists its product as uncharacterized. The record is from RefSeq and is a predicted model, not a curated record. Lineage: Eukaryota; Viridiplantae; Streptophyta; Magnoliopsida; Brassicales; Brassicaceae.